AUGGAUUGUAAGCUGAGGAAAGCAGAUGGUGGGGGGGCCCCUGGGGGGGCCCCAGGGGGCCCCCGUCCUCCCCCUCCUCCCCCUAUGGGUGGACGUCACCCUCAUGGGUAUCGUGGAGGCCCCGAUAACUAUAAAAUAGAUAUGGAGUAUCGUCGUAUGAUGGACGAACUAAGUGGAGAGAAAUCGGGUUUGGGGGCCCUUGAUGGUCCUCGUGCUAAUGGGAAUGGGGGCCCCUCUGGGGGCCCCGGGGGCCCCUAUAGUAGCCCUGGUACAGGGACAUCUCCAGGGUCUGGGCAUAAUACCCCACCACCAGGGAUGUCUCCCUCGGGUCCUGAGGGCCCCGGGGGGGGACGUCCUCCUCCUCCCCCUAUUGUCUUAACACCAGGGAGGAUGGGGGGCCCCAUGGGGGGCCCCAUGGGAUGCCCUCCACCACAUAUGAUGCCAAUGAAUGGAGGGGGCCCCAGGGGGCCAUGGGGUGGACCCGGGGGGCCCCCACAAGGUAUGGGAGGAGAUAUGCAUUGGCCUGGGGGCCCAAUGCGCCCUCCCCCUAUGGGUAUGAUGCCUGUAGGCCCAUUCCCUCAUGGGGGUAUGCCAUGGCCUAUGCAGCCAAUGGGUAACUUUCCUCCUCCUCAGCAACCAAUAGGAGACAGAGGAAUGCCAAUGAUGGGUAUGUGGGGAGGCCCUAUGGGUGGGGCCCCCAUGGGGCCCCCAAUGGGGUAUAUGCCUGUCCCGCCUGGCGGACAAUGGCCAGGUGCACCCCCUGCAGUAGGUGGGGCUCCUAUGACGGGGGCCCCAAAUGGGGGGCCCACCGCACAAUCCCUACCACCUGUACAGGGGGGCCCCUCUCCUCCAUCCGUACCUCCUCCCUCUGCUCCUUCUAUGCCUCCCCCCCCUGUACCCGCGGGUAGUGCAGACCCUGAUAGUAUGGAGUGUGGUGACUAG
Eimeria maxima is the source of this 942-nucleotide messenger RNA. RefSeq names its product zinc knuckle domain-containing protein, putative. The record is from RefSeq and is a predicted model, not a curated record. NCBI's taxonomy places the organism in Eukaryota, Apicomplexa, Conoidasida, Eucoccidiorida, Eimeriidae. The transcript has 4 exons. The coding region runs from base 1 to 942 and encodes 313 amino acids.